AUGCGUAUAAACCGAACAUUUCUGUCCAGUGUCGUUGUUUGCUCGACAAUUCUGUUCGUUGUUCUCAGGUCAAAAUCGACAGUAGAAUUCGCAGACAAGUCGAGGAACGACAUAGAAAAACGUUACGCGACGGAACAACAAAUCAGUAAUGGCCAGCAGACAUACCGAUACGUUACGCCUUCUCUUGCGGAACUGGGUGCUCGUAGAAGUUUGCCUAAAAUGAACAAACAUAUCUUGAUGUUGACGCGCAUACCCAAUGCUGGAGGUGAACUCCUGGUCCUGAUUUUGCAGCGUUUACAGGGGUACAAUGCUUUUAAACAUAUACGUUUGCCACCUGGUGAUCAUGGACUUUUGUCAUCUUUGCAAGAGGAAUUGCUAGUGGAGGAAAUUACGAAUAUCAUCAGACAAGAAGCGAUACCAUUAACAUUUGACGGAGAUGUUAGGUUUUUAAAUUUUUCCAAGUUCGGCCGACAGCCACCAUCGUUUAUUUCUCUAGUGAGAAAUCCUCUGCACGUUCAAAAUGUACAGAGGUACCAUGAAAAACUGAAAACUGAUGUCGAAGGUAGAGCCAUACCUACAUUUUGCGGACAAGAUCCACGGUGUACAGAGAUAAAUAAUAAAUGGGCACUGCAACGGGCUAAAGCAAAUAUUGUUGAAGAGUAUCCUGUUGUGGGUAUUCUAGAUUGCAUGGAGCAAUCGAUGAACGUGUUGGAACAUAAAUUCCCAUAUUUUUUCCGCGGUGCUAGAGACAUUUAUAAAAAGAUUCGGCCGAAAAAAGAGUACGUUUCUGAUAUGUCGCUUGCACUAGAACCACACGAUAAAGAUAUUCUUCUGAAACUCUUUGAAGAUGAGGUAGAAUUGUAUUACUGGCUAAAAUCUCGACUUUUCAACGAAACAGUGAACAACCUUACGUAA
This is a messenger RNA of Dufourea novaeangliae, 915 nucleotides long. RefSeq names its product uronyl 2-sulfotransferase-like. Gene Ontology annotation, molecular function: sulfotransferase activity. NCBI's taxonomy places the organism in Eukaryota, Metazoa, Arthropoda, Insecta, Hymenoptera, Halictidae. The record is from RefSeq and is a predicted model, not a curated record. The transcript has 6 exons. Gene Ontology annotation, cellular component: membrane. Bases 1 to 915 code for a protein of 304 amino acids.